This is a messenger RNA of Anas platyrhynchos (mallard), 8336 nucleotides long. The record is from RefSeq and is a predicted model, not a curated record. NCBI's taxonomy places the organism in Eukaryota, Metazoa, Chordata, Aves, Anseriformes, Anatidae.
GAUAAGUAAUAACGUGCAUGAAAGACAACCUAUAAAAAGUUUGGAAAAAAAAAAUGCAACUAGCAGAGGAGAGUAUAAUGAAGUGUAAGCCAGGAAUUCUAACACUUAAUCUUUUGUGCUAGGUAUCUUUCCAUGCACUCAUCUGUUGAACAAAACGUACAAAAUAUUUAACAGAAAACAGCAGGAGCGGAAUUGCUCCUGAAUAAGGAGCUAUGCUAAACAGCUGAGUAAACCCAUGGCAAUAAUUUUAAUCUGCAAAGAUGGAUUCAUGAUUUAUUUCACCUUUUGUAAGAGUGCAAAUGAUUAAAAUCAGAUUUUUUUUCUAAAUCAGAUUUUUUUUCUCACUGUAACUGUUCAGCAUCAGUGUUACUUGUCUUUAGGUGUUUCAGAAUAAGAAAGGAUUUUAUUAUAAGCUUUGCCAUGUGAAAAGCUUUUUUCAUAUGACCUUACACCUAUACUGCUUCUCUUCUUUAAACCAAGAAUGUAACUGGAGAUAAGAGGUUGUUUUUUUCCAUUCUCUUUCCUGCCUUUCAAGAAGAGGUAUAGCUACAAAUACAUAACAACUUCAAAUGUUCAACUUCAUUCACUUUGAACGUUACAAAGUAAGGGGUUAAAAAACAAAAUAUAUCUACUUGUUCUAUCUGUAUACAUAAUCUCUUAGAACAAGUAGUGAUAUCACAUAUGAAUUUAGCUUGCUCAUAAAUAUAAAGCAGACAGUCUGGGCUGGAUGUUCUUGGUAUUUCUGAUGUAUAGUUUAGUUAUUAGAUGAAGAGAAUCCUAGGAUUAAAUGUGCUUCUGACACAGAUUCCAAUUUACAGCCUAUGUGGGCUGUGAUGCAUUAGGAAACGAGUACAAAGCAGCUCUGUGUAUUUCUGUAGCUAACGAAAAAAAGAGUUAACCUGCAGGACUUCAAUCUCUGUUACUUCAUGAUAAUUCAUUUUUUCCUCAUAUUUUUCUUUUAAAUUUUCUUAAACUGAAAUUUGGAUAUUUCUUCUGCUGCAACAGAAAUUCUGUAAUGAGCAACAGAAGAUCAAGGUUACAAUAUUACACGUUCUUGUUGUAAUUACAGGCACAGUAAGUGAAGACAGACCUUAAGAGCUAGGUGUCCUAUUGACUAGGAAAGUUGCUGCAAAUAAGAAACCUCUUAUGUGAGACAACUUAAAGUAGGCUUUUUCUGCAAGAGAAGGGUUAAGGGGAUUUGUUCUCUUCUCCCUGGUAAUGAGUAGUUCUAAGGUUAGGUUUCUGCGGAUUAAAAAGGAGGGGAUGUCUGUAGAUUAGCCAGGGCAGUGAGGAUACUUGCUUUACUAACAUCCAACAAAUAUUCUUUCCCUCUGGAAAUUCUACAUGAGCAGGACAUGGUGUGAUCUGCUGUAUUUACAGGUAAGAAAAUGUUCUGUACUGAAACCAUUGUACUGUACGAUAAAUUUCCCGCAUGCAAUUUUGAAGUUAGAUUCUCCUCAUAGCUACAGCAAAGCUAAUUAAACUUGUGAUAGCUUUUAGUUACCAUUAGCUAAAUGUGUAUGAAUGGAGAGUGGGAACUAAAAAGAGAUUUCUUUUUUACUCCUAAUCUUUUACCAAAUAAUCUGACUUGAAUGCUAGGUGCUAUACAUUGACUAAUUUUGUUGGACAUAGCUUCACUUCGGAGCUGCUCUUGUUGUUUCAGAAGCACUUCAAAGAACAAUCUCUUGUAUGGUGAGAGAUACUGUAGAAAAAAAAAAAGACUGUGAAGUCCUUUCUUUGAACUACCUUGCCUUAUACACUUGAACUGAUUUAAUAUCAAUGUACUGAUCUUGUCAGUUUUCUGUUUGGUAAGACUGGGCUGUUGGCAACGAGAAGCUGGAAGUAAAGCUGCCUCCCUCACAUGACUGCAGUUUGCUGCACUCAUGUAUUCUCUGAAUGUGCUUUUGCUUUAGGAGGCAAUACUUUGGUGGCGUUACCCCCGUGUAAACAAGAUAAUGGCUUCACCAGUGGAGCUAUAUGCUUUUGUUUUGGAGGGAGGCAGGAUGACUCAUAUCGUCAGAUACAUCUGGAAUCAUAUCAUCGGAUAUAUCUGAUUACAAAAGAGUAAUGGCAUUUUUUGUGCCAUCAGCAACCUUAUGUAUGUGGGUGUGAUUAUCUAAAUCUCAUAGAGUGACUUCUGAAAAAAAUUCAUGCUCGUGUCUGCUUUCUAACCUGGGUUACCUCAAACUUGCAGUAAUGGUUUUUGGGUCAAAAUAGGCAUAAAUGGUUUCAAAGAAUGUAUCUCAGUCUUCGCUUAAAAUAAGUGUAUUAUUCUACUCAUGUCUUAGCUUGUUUUUUUUUUAGUUAAAAAUUAAAAAGCUCUAAUCUUGUAUCAGUAAGACCUUCUAGACUGUGUGAUAUUAGUUUCAAUGAAUUUCAUUUCUGCUGAAGGAAGUAGGCCCUGUAGCUGAAAUUUGGGAUAAUUGAUUUUUAUAGGCAUGGGGUAACAUGAUUCCUUUAGACUCUUCAAACCAUGGUGCACUCAGUAUGGACAACCAGUUCUUUCCCUAAUAACAGGUAAAGAGCUAUGUCUUUUUUUUGAUGAGCUUCUGUAACUGCAUGCAGUAUGUGUGAAUGCUGUCUGGUAGAUAGUCAGGUAAGCCUUUUAACAAGAAAUUAUAUCUAAUUUAUUAGGAUCCCUGGAAUGAGAAGACCAUGAGCUUUGGCCUUACAGUCUGUGUAGAUAUCUCAAGGAAUGAAAGCACAAGUGGUAGUCUUAGCUAGUUUUUCCUAGAAGCUAGCAAUUCGGUCGGCCUUUUCCUAAGGAAGUUCAAAUAAGCCAGACAUUUUUCAUUUUCUCUUCUGGUAAUGACUUAUUCAUCGUCUGUUGCUCCUGACUGCUGCUUAAACCAGACUUCACAGUUGGAAGCUGCUUUCCUGUUAUGUGAAAAUAUGAAACAGCUACUGCUUUAUGAAUGAGGUGAGAUGCAUUGUUAAAAACAUGACAGAUUUUGAUGUUUAAGUGCUUAUUCUGUCAAUGUGAGCAUAAACACUGUAGUGUAAAAAAGGAAGGAUUGCUAGCUUAGUUUGUUAACCCUAGCUGCUUUCUGAUAGCUAUAUCCAAGGCUUUCACCCAAAGGCAAUCAGUCAACAUUCAGUAGCUUUCUUAGUUUUCCUUGGAAAUCUGAGGUCAACCUUGAAAACAGUGUGUCUAAAACUCCUAAACAAAUUAAUCUCAUAAAAAAAAAAUAAUUGAAUAACUGCCAAGUAGAAGGUUGUAGGAUAUUCUUUCUUUGACAGGUACAGGAUAACUUUUCUUUGGUUUAGUUCUUUCCCAUUUUGACUCAUUGUGCUGUGCAAGAUCUAUUCAAGCUAAGAAGAAAUCAUAAACAUGAUCUGGCUUGUAAGACUAAAUGGUAACUUAAGGUAUUCCGAAGACUGGAGGGGUUCUUUCUGCAAAACUUCUCUUUUUGCAAGAGAAUACAUCAUUGGUGACUGUCAAUAUGGUGACAUGCUUAUUUGGUAAGCAACACUAGUUGAACAAAGCCGGUCUAUAUUCACACUAAUUAUCACCAAGAAAAAUACUCAGUUUUCAGUGUUAAUCAGGAGUCUUAAGUUUAGUUGACUUUUUUUGCUUGUCUGUUCUGGUGUUACACUCUGUCUUUUGACUAGUUCUAUCAAUAAGCUUUCAGAGAUCUCUUGUCUUUCGUGUCUUUCCGUAUGUAUUUGCAGCUCCCCCUCUGGUGAUCUGUGAAGGGGUGGUGAUCUUUGUUUUUGUGAGAAGGGUAUAUGUAUGUCUGACUUUUAAAUCUGGGAUUUCAAUAUGCAAAAUAAAACAUAGAUCAGAACUAUCUCUAUAUAGCAUGUCUGAAAUGUUUGGACGUGCUCUUUUUUUGGUCUUCAAACAUCCUUUAUCACAAAACUAAUCAGGAUUUUGAAUUAGGAGUAUGCUGUUGGGUGUCUAUUGGACUUGAUAAAGAAAAGCAAGCAGCCAUUGUACAUGGUAACCAACAAAUGUUAGAAAUGUCUAUCUUUAUGUUUUUUCAGAUUUAAGUAACUAGUUAUAAAAGCAAGAGAUGCUUUGGAAUGAGUAGUAAUAAUAGGAAAUGAGGCUUCUGAAAUGCAGUUUACAGGAUAAGCUGUCAGAAGAAGCUUCCUUUCAGGAUGUAACUCACAGAUUGGCUUUGUAAAUACUUCUACAACUGGAUCUGUAGCUGUGGACUCUUCCCUCCCAAAAACAUGGGACAGAGCAACCAAGCUGAGGGUUAUUUGUGUUUCCAUAUUGCUGAUAUUCAGUAAAAAAAACAGGGUUCCAUGAAUCCUUGAAUGUAUUUUACAAUGCAGGGACUCCUCUUUUCUUGUCUAAACCAUCCCACAGUAAAGUUUCUUCCCUACUCCUAAUGUCUUCUGUAAUUAAGAAACAGGUAUUCAUGGCUAGGUUUAUAUGGUCUGCUUAGCUGAUCUGCCUAAUGAUGGAUUUAACAAAGCUUAACAAAGGGGAAGGCAAACCCUUAAAGGAACAGAACUCAGACUAUUGGGGGGGGGAAAUAAAUUAGAACACAGUUCCCAAUGGAUAUGUGGUAGGAGGAUUCAAUGUUACAUUUGUAAAAUAUGAAAAAAACAAAUCUUUCUCAAUGGAAAAAUGAUUAUGCAGUGUAGCACUGGAAUGUUGCAUUGGAUACUGGGGAAACUGGGGAAGGAUCAUACAAUAUUUUGUUGGUCUUUUGAAAGAAGAUAUAAUUGUAAAAAUCUUUCGUAUUAGAAUCUCAGUGAAAUAUAUAAUGGAGCAUCCUAUGGAGGUAGGUUGUAAUGAAUAGCCAAUACUCAGUAAUAAAAUGUUUGAAUAGUUAUCUCUUGAUUUUCAUGGCAGGGGUAUGUGUGUGUGUCUCUCUUCAUUUCUUCUGCCUUUUGAAAGCAGUUUUGUGAUUUAACUGGAGAGAGUAAACAUGAUCUGAAAAUAAGUAUUAAGAACUGCAGUAAAAGUGACAGUAAUGCCUUCUGCUUUUAUAAGCAGAUCAAGAUAAGGCAUUUCCUGUUUGUACCUUUUGAUAUUUUCUUUCCACAGAACAAUUUAGAGGGAAAUGACUGCCUUUAUGGUUUACUAAUCUGGGAGAUAAGCUAUCAUAUGUUUAACAGAUUUUGGUAAGGCAUUAUACUGUGCAUGGUGUCACACUGCUGUUUGCUGUUGGCUGGGGUACUCAGUUAACUCAUGUUACAGUUCAACUUGUACUCUGAAUCUUCUCAAGUGACCAGUUCAAAUAUUUAGCCCUUCACAAGUAAUCCUACAGUAAUGGCAAUCAUGACAAUAUCUCCAAACUUGAUUUGAAUAAUUUCAAGCGUGAUUUGAAGUUGGAUCAGCUAAGAUGUAAUGAAGAUGAUGAAUUAAUAUAAAUCUCUUGUAUGCGGAUUCUUGAUGCAUUGAUGUAGAAAUGCACCAUAUUUUACAAUUCCAGAGAAAUCAAUCAGGACAGGACUGUGUGAAUGCCAGAAAAUGUGUUACCUGGUUAAUUUCCAUAUUUCAUGCAACUUCAGAGAAUUCUAAGAACUCUUAUUUUAACACAGUCUCUUACUGCUUUGUUAGAAACAAACUGGAGACCUUCUUCCACUUCUGGUCUAAGGACCCAUUAUGGUAUAGUGAUAGGUUGUCACAGAAGUUUGAGGUAAUAAAAAGGAAAAUAUGAAAUCUUUGUGAAACAAAUACUUCCAAAGACCUUAAAUUUUAAGUUAUUGAAACAGGGUUCCCUUCUUUACAAAACUGUACCUUUGCUCAAUGACAAUUCAAUAGAAACUCGCAGAAUCCUUACAUUUUAAUAUUGUAUCAAUUAGAAUAAUUAUAUUUAAUUUUGCUUUGAAUAUGAUUCUUUUCAAAGCUGUGUAAAGCAUUUUGUAUUGUGUAUAGGGAAAAAAAGAUAACUUUCUAUGGUAGUGCACUUAAAGCUGGGGGACAAAAGAUACACAGAACAGUUUAGCUUGCUGCAUUAAGUAGUCUAUAAUAAUGGCAAUUCCAAGAAGUAAAACGGUAGGUUUGCAGUUGUCUUGUUUUGGUUGCUAGUGGGUAACUGAAUUAACACUUGGGGCACAUGCCUUUAGUUUGUGCUUGCAAUCAGUUGUGCCCUUGAAAUAAGAAUGGUUGUCCCCACUCUUCUACUUCCUUAUCAAUUUAAAAUACCUGAUGGUUUUCCGAUAUGAACAUACUCUUUUCCAUAGUUCAGCAUCUAUCUUUGUGAAACCUACUUGGUGUGAAUGCUGCACUCUAAACAAGUGGAUGGAAUCUUCUGGAAUGAAGAAGAUGGAGGUGCCAGAAGUCUGCAGUCAAGAUAAUGGUUUGUCUCAUAUUCUGACCCUAGUGCUACAAGAACUGAAUUUGCUCUGUAAAAGAGAUGUCAAUGGUGUUGGCAUGUUAUAUGACCUGCUCAGAUCUCACUGGCUGCAAGCACUUUUAAAGAUCUACGAAUGCCUCCAAAACUACCUUGGAAAAAGGCCCAUGCCUGUCACACUGCAGGCGCGUGCACUGAAUCGUGAGGUGGUAGAGUUGCUGCGUGAAGCCCCUCAGUCUGGAGAGAUCAAAGAGCUAAGACGACUACUGCGAGCUCCACACUUAAGGGCCAUGCUAUCUGCUCAUGAUACUGUGGCCCAGAAAGAUUUUGAACCAACACUUCCACCACUGCCAGACAACAUACCUGAAAAUGAGGAAGCCAUGAGGAUUGUCUGCUUAGUGAAAAACAACCAACCUCUGGGUGCCACCAUUAAGCGCCAUGAGAUAACAGGUGACAUAACAGUUGCCCGUGUGAUCAAUGGUGGGCUAGCAGACAGAAGUGGGUUGUUGUACGCUGGAGACAAACUAGUGGAAGUAAAUGGAGUUCCUGUUGAAGGACUUGAGCCUGAGCAAGUUAUUAAUAUUCUGGCCUUGUCUCAGGGAACAAUUAUGUUCAAGCUGAUUCCAGUUUCUGAUCGUCCUGUCAGCAACCAAACAACACUAUAUGUGCGAGCAAUGGCAGAUUACUGUCCAUUGCAAGAUCCUGCCAUACCGUGUGCUGAUGCAGGUUUGCCUUUUAAGAAGGGUGAAAUACUUCAGAUUGUGGACCAGAAUGAUGCUCUCUGGUGGCAGGCCAGGAAAGUUUCAGAUCUCAGUGCCUGUGCUGGACUUAUACCUUCAAAUCAUCUUCUUAAAAGGAAGCAGCGAGAAUUCUGGUGGUCUCAGCCUUUCCAGCCCCACCUCUGUCUCAAAUCAUCAAUGUUAAGCACUGUGGAAGAAGAAGAUGACAUGCAGAUUGAUGAGAAGUGCGUGGAAACAGAUGAAGAAACGUUUGAGUCUGAGGAGCUUAAAGAAGAAGAGGAAGAAUUUGGUGAAUUUGGUCAACGAGUCUUUAUUGCUGGGUUCCGCAGAAGUAUGCGCCUGUGUCGCAGGAAAUCCUGGAACAACCAGCAGUCAUGCUAUGCUCGGUGCCCCAGCAGCUGUUACAGCGCUCUUGCAGCUCCUUAUGAGGAGGUGGUUAGGUACCAGCGGCAUCCAGCAGACCGGAACAGGCUAAUUGUACUAGUGGGUCCUGCAGGAGUGGGUGUGAAUGAGCUUCGGCGAAGGCUUAUCUCAAGUAACCCACGAGAGUUUCAAAGUGCUGUACCUCAUACCACUCGUGUUCAGAAGAGUUAUGAAAUGAAUGGUCGUGAAUAUCACUAUGUAUCAAAAGAAACUUUUGAAAACAUGGUGUACAGCCACAGGAUGCUGGAAUAUGGAGAAUACAAAGGCUACCUGUAUGGUACCAGUGUUGAUGCAGUGCGAACAGUCCUUGAUGAAGGGAAGAUCUGUGUAAUAGAUUUAGAACCACAGGGCAUCCAGAUAGCCCGGACUCAUGAACUGAAGCCCUAUAUUAUAUUCAUCAAGCCAUCCAGCAUAAGCUGCAUGAGGCAAACUCGUAAAAAUGCCAGGAUCAUUACAGAUUAUUAUGUGAACAUGAAAUUCAAGGAAGAAGAUUUACAGGAGAUGGAGGAUUCUGCUAAGAAAAUGGAAGAUCAGUUUGGUCAGUUUUUUGAUCAAGUGAUUGUGAAUGACAAUUUACAAGAAGCAUCUGCGCAGCUGCUAUCUGCAGUCCAUCGUGCACAAGAUGAGCCCCAGUGGGUCCCUGCAAUGUGGAUAUGCUCAGAUACUCAGCCAUAAUUCUCAGUGGCAGGCAGCUUCAUAAAGAUUACAGCUUAUGUUUUACUUCACGAAUAAUCCUAAUGUCAGGAUUGUCAGAAUUUAUCUUUGUAUGCAAGGGAUUUGGAAGAGGAUUAGGAAAGAAGCUGCUGCAGGAGAUAUAAUCAUACUGUGUUAUAGUUGAGUCCAUUUUUGUACGAAAAAGGAAAUACUGUGAGCUUUCAAUUACAAGAAUAAAGGAAAAUAUAUUUUGUUGCAUGUA